This is a messenger RNA of Pelobates cultripes (western spadefoot toad), 203 nucleotides long. The record is from the annotation of a GenBank genome assembly. Lineage: Eukaryota; Metazoa; Chordata; Amphibia; Anura; Pelobatidae.
AUGUCUGAUAAAAGCAAUCUCCAGCAUCCAAGCCGUUGCCGUGUACUGUCCUUCACUGUAGCAAUACACCCCCAACGACAAAGUUUUCUGAAUCCAACCCGGUCUCAGCUGAGUAAAUGUGGAAUAUCCCAUAGUGUGCACAGUUUGCAAAUGGAUGUAGCUCAUGCCAACGCUAGUGUGAUGCUAGCCACCAAUAAAGUGAU